GUGGGUCGGGAACACGUGCAUGAACCUCUUCCCUCACCGUUAAAUUCCUUUUAUAUUUUAGAGCCCCCCACAAAGUAGAGUCGCCGUCCUUUCUCUUCAUCUGGAUUGAACAGCUACGAAAGAUCUACCACUAAUUUCCCUUCUUUGAUCCUCUCAAUCAAGUAACUCUCAAAUUAUUUUCCUACUGUUUUUGGGUUUUUUUAACCCUCUGUUUCAUUCAGUCUUUUGUUAAUUCCUUAAUUUUCCAUAUAUGAUUAUCAGUGGAUUUGGAUGAGGGUGCGGAAGCCAUAGAGAGCUUCACAGGAGGUGAGAUAUUGGCAUUCCCAUGUGAAGCAGAUUCGAUUGUAGAACCACAUGAAGGUAUGGAGUUUGAGUCUGAAGACGCUGCCAAGAUAUUUUAUGAUGAAUAUGCACGGCGAGUAGGCUUUGUCAUGCGCGUGAUGUCUUGUCGUCGAUCUGAAAGAGAUGGGAGGAUUCUUGCUCGUCGACUUGGAUGUAAUAAGGAGGGUUAUUGUGUUAGUAUUCGGGGUAAAUUUGGCCCUGUUAGAAAGCCACGGCCAAGCACUAGGGAAGGCUGCAAGGCUAUGAUUCAUAUUAAGUUCAAUAAAUCUGGAAAAUGGGUGAUAACGAGAUUCGUAAAGGAGCAUAAUCAUCCGCUUGUAGUUGCUCCACGCGAGGCUCGUCAAACAAUGGAUGAAAAGGACAAGAAAAUUCAAGAACUAACUGUUGAACUUCGGAACAAGAAAAGACUAUGUGCAGCAUAUCAAGAACAGCUGACCGCAUUUAUGAAAAUCGUUGAAGAGCACAGUAACCAACUAUCAAAGAAAGUCCAAAAUGUUGUCAACAACUUGAAGGAAUAUGAGUCAAUAGAGCCACAGCUAUUGCAACAGAGAUAAUCUCAAAAUGUUGGUGUGUCUCUGGCAUCCUACGCCUAAGGCUGUCAUUGCAACAGAGAUUUUCAAUUUUCUUUUCCCGUUCAUCCUUUCUUUUGCGAAUGUAGGUCUAGUGGAACAGAGUAAAAGUAGGUUUCAAGUGCAAAUACAUGGAUGAGGUGAACAGCUACUUAAUAUAAAGAUAAUGAGGGUUACGGUUGCUAUUGCCAUCCGGGACUGAUGUUUCUUGUGUCGAGGAAGGAACCAGCAUAUUUCUGGGUAAACGGCAUUCUUGAAUAUUUUAACGGAGGAUGAAGGUAGUAACAGGUGCGCACUUCCUUUCAUGGUCUACUCUGAAUACAAAUAAUUUCUUUUGGAACUUUGAAUGAUGUUUUGGCUGCCAUUGCUGCAAUGGUUUAAAACCUGAAUUUUCUUUGGUACAUAUUCUCCCUUCGCAUCCUGAUUGUGCUUCAAUCAUGUAAAAUAAUGUAAAUGAUGCAUUGACCUUUUUAUUUGUAUAGUUGUUUACCCAUAAAUGCAGAAUCUCAGCAGGUUUAAUUUGUUA
Gossypium raimondii (Peruvian cotton) is the source of this 1437-nucleotide messenger RNA. Its product is annotated as protein FAR1-RELATED SEQUENCE 5. The transcript is spliced from 3 exons. The record is from RefSeq and is a predicted model, not a curated record. NCBI's taxonomy places the organism in Eukaryota, Viridiplantae, Streptophyta, Magnoliopsida, Malvales, Malvaceae. Bases 363 to 896 code for a protein of 177 amino acids.